Seminavis robusta is the source of this 1749-nucleotide messenger RNA. The record is from the annotation of a GenBank genome assembly. NCBI's taxonomy places the organism in Eukaryota, Bacillariophyta, Bacillariophyceae, Naviculales, Naviculaceae.
AUGAAGCCCCAAAAAGCCACAAUAACCACCAAAACGCAUCAUUUUUUCUUGUUUCGACAUUGCGUUCGAUCGACGCGGCUUCAUGUGAAAUUGCGCGAUGAACACAAUAGUUCGAACAAUGUGAACGAUUACCUUUCGACAACUACUACUACUACUAGCGUCCCAGAUUGGGGUGUGCCGGAAAAAUGGUGUACCGAAAGUGCCAUUACCAUGGUGGAGAACAUGGGCCGUUGGCUGGCCACGCAAGGGUUGCUCAAGAACACUGUCGCACAGCGUGUCCAAUUCCAAGUCAUUGCCGACAGUUCCACUCAACGAACGGUGGAUACGGCGUGGGCGCUCAUGAAGGGGUUGGCGGAUGGAUUUCAAAGUCGCAAUGACAAUAAUGAUGUCAAUGGCAAUGGCAAUGCCACAACACCGGAGACUAGUACCGGUAGAAUCAUUGUGGAAGGAUUGGGACACGUCUUUUACGACCCAUGGUUGUUUGAACCAUACAAAAAGGAUCCAUUCUUCUUUCCCAAGGAGGAGCCACCACCACCAAACGACACUCCCAACCAGAAGGAGAAGAAAGAUGAUAGCCAGCAACCAGGACUCUGUUCUGCCAAUUAUACACGCAAAGAACUCAAACAAUGGAUCAAACAGCGACUUGCCAAUCUACCACCUCCUUCGUCCAUUCCCGACGCGCUCGAGUUCUUUAUGAAUGUUGCCGGUAUGGGCACGGCAGGCAACUUGACGGAACGAUUUCCCUCCCAACCCAAAAUGGCACACGAUCUCAAACACAUGGAAGGAGCUCCGGCGUUGCUCAAACACAUGGCACAGCUCGCCUUUUAUUCCAGAGCCGGAAAUGCCUCGCAGAUCUUUUUGCCACACAUGACCAAUGCUGAACUCUAUCAAAGACUCUUGCCAUGGGUAUACUGGACACGGGAUGUGGCACAAAUCAACAAUCCAAGAGAAGCCACCUUUGGAGCUGUUUGGGCGCGUGCCUUGGCGUUGAUAUUGGACCAGGGACAUCUUCAUCGUACGACAGAUGAGGAUGAGGAUGCAAACAGCCUAACCACGGUGACUAUUGUGGUGGGACACGACGGAGACUUGGAUGCCAUCGCCACAGCCUUGGGAGUGCGGUGGAAGGCUCCUCCGCCGUAUCAACCCCAGUCCGCCGAAUACCUCGUGACGCCACCCGUUUCGGGCAUUCAUGCCAAGCAUACGAUUCGUACUGGCAUUCCAAAUCGCAUGGACAUGAGUUUUCUCUGUCCCGUCUAUUCCAUGCUGGAAGAUGAUGAACAGGAUGAUGCUUGGGUUUGGAACUCGUCGGGGAUUUUGGAACAAUCACCCUUGAUAUGGCGUAACAGCAAGACUGCUGCUCGCUGGAAAACAAGCUCCGAUGGCGUGUCUACGUAUUUGGAGGGAGAAAAUGUGAUUGAUUCAUUACAGCAGCAAGUUCUCCAAACGCUAGCUCCCUACACGGGUGCCACGACAUGUUGGGAGGCAACGGAGAGCUUUCUUCUCCAACAAGAACAAACGCUACCGCCGUUGGGCUCUACUACUAGUAUGCUGGCAACUUCCUUGGCGAUUGUUGGAUGGAGUUUGCUUGGGCUUUGUGCUGCUGCUUGGUUCUGGACUCGGCGACGACUUGGGGGCAGCGCAUAUACAGGAAUCCAAAGUCACGAGGAUGAUGAUGAGGGGGAAGGGGUGUUUGAGGACAGUGCAAGCUCCAAAGUGAAUGGAAGCUUGCAACUUGCCGAAUUAAGCUAG